UUCCUUAAUAUCACCGGUUAUCAUCGCCGCUUCAUCAACAGUUUUGCAAAGAUCACUGGUCCAAUUUGUGACCUUCGUGGAUCGCCUGGAAAGACCAAGCCCGUUAACCAGUCAGUUGAUUGCAAACACGUGUUCCAAGAGUUGAAAAAGAAACUUAUG
Messenger RNA from Stereum hirsutum FP-91666 SS1, 159 nucleotides. RefSeq lists its product as uncharacterized. The record is from RefSeq and is a predicted model, not a curated record. The annotation marks the transcript as partial. The transcript has a single exon. Lineage: Eukaryota; Fungi; Basidiomycota; Agaricomycetes; Russulales; Stereaceae.